CACCCCAUGUCGCCCAUGUACUGCUGCGCGCCCACACACGGCGCUCAUCGAUUUCUCUGAUUAACGCGGACCCGACCGAUAUCUCGGUCAAAUAAACCGUGACCUGUUCUACGAAAUAAUAAUUCCCCCCCCCAAAAAAAUUCUCUCCGGUUGACGUCAGCGUGUGCUUCUGGUGCCUUCUACGUCAGCGGCCGCGCGCUGCUGCUGUAAUGCGGAGUCACCUCGACUCGAGUGUAAACAACCCGACCAGCCUCAUCCCCGACACCGAAUCCGAGGCCAACCCGCCGCGGGGACCACAAUCCGGAUCAAGAUCGUGAUAUAUAGUUCACGUUGUGACCGUCCACGCCGUCUGAUCGGUGAACGGUAGUUUGCUGCUGUUGUUAUUGUUGUUGUUGUGGAUCUCUUGUGUGCUGUCAUCUCUGUAGCUAGCCUCCGUAGCUAGCCUCUGUAGCUAGCCCCUUUUGACCAGCCGUAGCUGGCUAGCUCCUAGCCUCCGCGGCUAGCUGCACUGUCGGGCCAUCUGGGGUGCUGAGAUACCCCGCAUGAUCCCUGGAAUCUCUGCCUUCGCCUCGACCAGGAUCUCCUGAACACUGGGUGGGUGGACGGUGCUAACCCCUCCAGCCAUGGAGGCGGGGGAGAAGGAGGAUGAGGAGACCUUGCAGACGGCCUUCAAGAAGCUCCGCGUUGACGCAGAGACAAGUCUGCCCGGCACAGUGAAUGUAUGCGAGGCCUUGGACCCGCGGGCCAUACCGCGGGUCGGUCCCGAGACCAGCGGGGCCAAGCCCAAGCUGGGCUGCCCCAAGGACGCCUGGCACGGCUGCAUGAGGAAGACUUCCCGGGGCGUGUCGCGGUCCCAGCGGCGUCGGCGCUCCAAGUCGCCCAUCCUCCAACCGCCAAAGUUCACCUACUGCAGCUCCUCCUCCCCCUCCCCCCCCGCCUCUCUCUCGCCCCCCGGUGGCUGUCUGAAGCACCAGCGCCUGGCCGGCCCCGAGCCCCGCCCGCCCCCAGGCUCCGCCUCCACGUCCCCGGCUCCGCCUCCGACGGCCCAGACCCAGCCGCCCUCAGCCGCCCCCCCCGCCCAGACCCCCCCGGUGUUCGGAGCCCGCGCCGGGGGUCCGGGCUCCCUGGCCCCCCCCGUCUGCUCCCUGUCCCCCGAGGCCCCGGGGCCCCCGGCCCAGCGGGAGGGGGCGGAGCCCUCUGACUUCCACGCCUUGUCCCAGCUGCUCUCCGGCGGCCCCCCGGGGGCCACGGGCCCCGGCUCGCCCCCCCCCUGCUCCCCCUGCUCCUCCUGCUCGGGGGGGGAGGCCCUCGAGGGCGGGGCCGCGGCGGACCCCCGGCCCGGGUGUGGGUGCGCCCCCCUCCCGGCCCCGCCCCCCGCGGGUUGGCCCGGCGUGGAGGUGUACUCCUUCACCGGGCUCCGCGGGGCCAUCUCCGAGUGCGAGAGGGGCCUGGCGCCCCCCAGGACUCCUUCCUCCUCCUCCUCCUCCCCCCCCCCGCUGACGGCGGGCCCGCCGCGCUCCUGCUCGGAGCAGGCGGCGCGCGCCUACGUGGACGACAUCAACAUCGAGGACCUCUCCGGCUACAUGGAGUACUUCCUCUGCAUCCCCAAGAAGAUGUCCCACAUGGCCGAGAUGAUGUACACCUGAACACACACCUGAACACACACACCUGAACACACACCUGAACACACACCGGAACACACACACCUGAACACUGACCGGAACAUACACACACACAUACACCUGAACACACACACCUGAACACACACCUGUCCUGAACACACACCUGAACACACACCGGAACACACACACCUGAACACUGACCGGAACAUACACACACACAUACACCUGAACACACACUGGAACAUACACACACACAUACACCUGAACAUACACACCGGAACACACACACACACACCUGAAAAAACACACACACACACACACAUCUGGACUCACGCACACAACAGUGCCCAUCGCCACGCACCAACGUCUGAUUAAAAAAGAGAUUUACUACAAGAUUUAAAAGAUGACAUUACGAGAGAAAAGUGGGAGAGCCGGGGAGGGGGGGGGGGGGUCGGGGAACACCGCGGGCCGCUGAGCUGUUUGAGGCUUCUAGAAUAUUCAGUUUGAAUGUGGAUAUUGUAAUUAAUUCUUCCGAUUCCUUCUCACGCCUGACUUCCUGGCGCUCUCUCUUCCCGGUCGAGCGCCCCCUAGUGGACGGGUCUGUCUCGCUCCCUGUAGUUGAGGCCUGCGUGUUUUUGUUUCUGGUUUAAUGGUCAAGUUGCCAAAGAGUUGUGGCAGGCGGCUGCCGGUGCUACGCUGGUCCCAGGCGCCCGGCCUCUCUGGUCCGGGUCGCUGCUAACCUCAACUCUAAAUAAAGAAGAACGUUUUUUGAA
Molecule: messenger RNA, 2395 nt
Organism: Gadus morhua (Atlantic cod)
Lineage: Eukaryota; Metazoa; Chordata; Actinopteri; Gadiformes; Gadidae
Gene: oser1
Product: oxidative stress responsive serine-rich 1
Exons: 4
Coding region: 624-1646 (340 amino acids)
Biological process (GO): cellular response to hydrogen peroxide
Source: RefSeq, a predicted model, not a curated record